UUGGGAGAAGCAUCUAGUCACCCAUUUACGAAACAUUCACCGCCAAUUAUGUCGACUUCAAAGUCAAAGAGGAGUAGCAAGGCAAAGUGCUUGAUGGUCGCAAAUCGUGGCAUCCAUGCUAUUGGUCUGAUCAAUAUCGACGUAUCCUAG
This is a messenger RNA of Acaulospora colombiana, 150 nucleotides long. The record is from the annotation of a GenBank genome assembly. NCBI's taxonomy places the organism in Eukaryota, Fungi, Glomeromycota, Glomeromycetes, Diversisporales, Acaulosporaceae.